Conger conger (European conger) is the source of this 4524-nucleotide messenger RNA. RefSeq names its product synapse differentiation-inducing gene protein 1-like. Gene Ontology annotation, cellular component: membrane; intracellular membrane-bounded organelle. The record is from RefSeq and is a predicted model, not a curated record. The coding region runs from base 390 to 1112 and encodes 240 amino acids. NCBI's taxonomy places the organism in Eukaryota, Metazoa, Chordata, Actinopteri, Anguilliformes, Congridae. The transcript is spliced from 4 exons.
ACCGUUCUUCCAGCUCAGAAUGACAGGCUUCGAAAUGAACCUAUAACAAUUCAGAAUUUUGCCGUAUUCGAAUGCUGGAAAUCCAUCAAAUCACCGGAUUUUCAAACAGAAAUGUUUCAUAAGGACACCGCGAGCCUGGACGCGCUGCUUAUGUGCAGCUUACUUCUGACAGUUCAGUGAAAUUUAGUCAUAAGAAACGCUCAACACUUUUCAGUGGAAUCUAAUAAUGCUUAGAAUAUUGAAAGAGGAUUUUUCCAACAAAUGACGUUUGGGCUUCCUGAAAACAGCAGCUCCUGGCCUAUUGAACAUCACUAACAUCUGUUACGCCUGUUCGCUGCCUGUAGUCUCACUCCUCAUUGGUCAUUGUGGCAGUAAGUCUUGCAUCAACCAUGGAGAGCCUAUGCGAGCUGCAGAACCCGCUCUUGGACAAGACCAAUAAGCACAUGGUGGGUGAUGACUAUGGUUACCAGGGUGACUUCCCAGCCAACCAGUGUCAGGAGAAUAUUAUCAGCUACUUUGUGACUGGUGGGGGCAGCGGCCAAGCCAAGGCCCACCAACUGUUGGAUGCCACAUCACUACACCUGGCUGUGGAGGCCUUCUAUAGGCCCAACUUCAUUCUGUGUAAGGACAAUGCCCAAGCCAAGAGCAAGGACUGCAAGGGGGAGAACUGUGAGACCACCUUCAUGGAGGACAAGGAGUCUGAGCCUGAAACCACCAGCACGGAGGACCCCCAGGCCAAGCUCCUGGGGGAGAAGGAAGUGAAGAUCCAGACUGUUUCAUAUGACGUGGAGGAGGAGGAGUACUUGGAGUAUGAGAGUGACUGCUCCAGUGACAGCGAGAGUGAGGAUAACUUCCUGAUGGUUCCACCCCGGGACCACCUGGGUCUGUCCAUCUUCUCCAUGCUCUGUUGUUUCUGGCCCCUGGGCAUCGCCGCAUUCUACUUCUCUCAGGGGACAAGUAAAGCAAUUACAAAAGGAGACUUCCCCCUGGCAAGCACUGCCUCCAAGAGAGCGCUGUUCCUGGCUGCCCUCUCCAUCACCAUAGGUACAGGGGUCUACGUGGGUGUGGUGGUCGCCCUCGUUGCCUACCUGUCCAAACCGGGGCACGUAUAGCACUGGAAAGAGGGGCCUUCCGGUUUCGUCACCACCACAACGAUCGGCUGAAUGCCCACCCCAUGUACGCCUGCCAUUGUGAACAGUGGGAUGGACAUUGGAGGUUGGAGGUGACAUUGACAAGACCUUGGUGUACUGAGAGCCUUUUAUCCUGGACUUCACUCAAACUGCAGAAAGCUCUGUGGGAUGCACAGCAGGGCACGUAUGAUCGUGUGAGACCAGCACCCACCCUGUCCUGCAGGCAUUUCUGCAUUUACAUAAUACGUCCUAGCUGCCACCUUCAGACAGUUCAUUGGAAAGAACCACACAUUCCUGUAGGAAGGGUCCUCUCUUGUUUCUCUCCAUUGCUGCUAUGACUGUGAAAUCCCCUCAGCAUUAUCCUGCUUGGAUUUGAACAGAAACUGUUUUACUGUAACUAUCCCUAAUGCCAAUAUGGCGUCCACUGCUCUUCUGCGGGCACAAAUUCAGUAAACCGCUGGCCACCUGCAUCGAGAUCGUGAGAGGUUUCUGCAUAAUUAAUCAUUUAAAUAAAUAAAAAUUGGCAUGAAUAACAUAUGCCCUUGCCUUGUACAGUAGCUUUCUGAGUGAUCACAGCGAUAUAGCAAUCCUACGCCACAGGCUUAAUGGGAAUGUUCUGAAUCAAUCCAUCCCUGACAGAUAAGCAAUGUUUGUACUGUUCUGGGUGCCUUUGUCAUGGAAGCCUGCAGUUUUUUCUUCUCCAUUGUUAAAUACAAGCACUCUAGUCUUGAGGUGACAUUGACAGAGGCAGAGUGGAGAUGUUCUCUAUUCAGCUAAGCUGUAACCACAGUAAAGGUGAAAUCCCCUGCCCCCCCCAGUAAGACUGAGAAGUGUCGCUCUCUCUGUGUUUGCCAUAUAAUCAACAUGCAAGAUUGAACUCAGCCUACUCUUGCAUCUCUUUCACACCUCUCUUAGCUUGUUCUGCCUGGCCACAUAAUGACCCUUUUUGAAAAACCACGUGUUCAAAAACCACAUGCGCUCAACAACCACAUGUGAACACCCAAAAUGUGAACUGUAAAAGAGUACACAUGUGAUCUAUUAAAAUAAUUCCUCUUAUAACAUGAGAGAAGAAAAAAGGUAACUUAUUUUUAUCCUGAAAAAAAGUAUUUGCACUUCCCCUACCUCUCUGUCCCAAACUUUCUCUCCUUGCAGCUAUCCUCAAGUCGAGAAGAUCAUAAAAAAUAAGUACAAUAAUCGCAAUAAUACCAUCUUGUAUACGAAUAUAUUAAUUGAGGUCUAUAUUAUUAAGAAGCAGUCUGGCUGAUUAUUUAUAAGCAUACUGAAUAAUAAUAAAAUAUUUUGAGAAUGUAUUUAGAUGCUCACUGAUGUAAAAUGGAUCAUGUCACUGAAAAUGCUUUUUAUUGUGUUGUCAAUGUUUCUGUCUUCCUCAGAAAUAUUCACUCAGACAAGAGAUUCCUUGGAACUCCUCCAAAAGAAGUCCUCUAUAUAGACAUAGGCAUCAACAAAAAAUUUUUUUGCCGCAAAAUAUCAACCUUUUUUGGCAUAAAAUCUCAAUAACUGUUUUUGCUGAAGUGCAGCAGACUCUGCGUGCAUAUUGAAAAUGCUAUAGUUUCGUUAUGCAGGCUAAAAUGCAGGCUAGUCAUCACUUCUAUAACAUUCCUGUAGUAGGUUCUUGGAUUAGCUGAAGGCAUUUUCUUACACACGGGUGGGGGUAACACAUUUUCUCUGCAACAACGUUACAAAUACUGGUCAGAGACGCUUGUAUGUGGGUUCAUCGUGUUCGAGAGAGCAUAUACAAAAUGUAGAUAAUAGCAUUUCUAUUUACAAGUACUUUUGUAGAAGUAUACAACAAGGAUAAUUGCUCCAGAGAAAUUCUAAGUAAACACUGGAAAUUCUAUCAACAUUUCUCUGAGUUAGCACAUUUUUAGAAUUUGUUGUUGAAUGUGGAUUUCCAAAAUGCAGAGAAGGUGAGGUCCCCCCCCACACUUGCUUAACCACCCACGUUACAAAAUAAGGAACUGUCAUCGCUAAAGCACUGGCAUCUUAAAAUAGAUUAUACAGAUACAGACCGUGAGUUUUAAUGCUUUCAAACAGUGUUACCACAGUGAUUGAAAAUUGCACCCUGAAAAAAAUGAAUGAAUGCAAAAAAACACUCACCUUAAGGGGGAAUUAAGGGGUUAUUCAUUAAAUGUUAAGUACACAUGUAAAAUUGUGAUUUUUCACAUGUGAAGAUACAAAUUUCACAUGAUUUUUUGUAAGGGACCACACAAAAUGAACAUUCAAACUGUUGAGUGUAUUUUCAUAAAAAUCAUGGGACUUGCUAUUUAAAGCUAACAUGUACAAAUGUCAUCCUAAAGCAAACAAAUUAUAUUCUGUCCAUUAUAGAACUGGGUAUUGGGAGUAAUAAUGUUCAGCACACAAUGAGUGAUCAAAGUUUUCACAGUGAUUAGUAACAACCACAAAACAAAACAAUUUGGAGAGAUGCUACACUAGACCAAAAUAUCAGCAAGGUCGAGGGAACACAAUGAACAAAAGCAAUGAGACAGCACGCGGAGAGAGCCAUCAGCAAACUGAUUAUAACAGUCCAAUAAUCAGUUUGCUGACUUCCAUCCUUCAUGACUCAACCAACAUAAGAGCCAUUAUGUAACACAGAGUUAUAGCCAACUAAAGCAAGCCUAGUGAAAGCAAGCCUUUUGAAGACCUGAAUUUAAUCAGGGUACCUUCACAACACUGAGCGAAUAUGUGGAAGAUGGAUGGAUGUGAAUUUCUUUAUCAUGCACCUGGAACCACUAGGAAAGGCCAAAGACAGGACUGUAAAUUAAACUAUAUGAAGCGCCAUCUUCUUCAGCUUUGGUUAGCCAAUCCUGAGCAGCGGUGCCAAUCAAACAGAUGUGUUCGCUGUUUGCCAUUCAUUUUGAUUGUCUAAUUUCCCAUGCUGUCUGAAAAAAUAACUGUGCCACAUAGAGGUGAUUCAGUAUAUUAUUGGUGAGUCAACCUUAAUAAAUGUUAAGAAAAAUGUUGUUAAGGAGGAGACUUUGGUGCCCAGCUUAGUAAAACUCUAUAUAGAAUUACAAUAUGCAGGAUUGUAUAUAUGUGACAUGAACAUUGCGAUAUGAACAUUGUCACUUUAUAUGGAAAUUCUCAAUCUGUAGACAAUACCCACCUAUUUAAUAAUAUUUAUUACCUUUGGAUUAAAAAUAUAUAAUAUAGUCUUUAUUGGGUAAGUAUAAAUCAGUUAAUAAUGUUUCUUUUUUAAUAAUUGAACCAUAAUCCAUGGACAUAAUCCCUAAAGUGUUACCAGCAUUUUCAUAUUCUGUGCUAUUGCAAGUCAUGUGACAGAAAUAUUGUACUAUGUUCAUAUGAGCCAUUGCAUCUACUUGUGCAUUCUAUUAUCUGUAAUUAUGUAUUGAAAUUAAACCAUUUUUAAAAUGAA